Messenger RNA from Cylindrotheca closterium, 2799 nucleotides. NCBI's taxonomy places the organism in Eukaryota, Bacillariophyta, Bacillariophyceae, Bacillariales, Bacillariaceae. The record is from the annotation of a GenBank genome assembly.
AUGAGCGACGUGACUGCAAGCUCGGAUGAUGGAGAGGAUUACGUCUACGGAGGAGGUCAACUUCAAGAAAUCAAGAGAUACCCUGUGCAUGACUGCUGCGAAUUCGAAGAUGUUGAGAGUUUGAGGGCUUUGAUUUUGAUUCCUGAGGAUUCUGAUGACGACUCUUCGUCUGAUGAAAAUGAUUCAGCUGCUGCUGCGCACGCAGCAGCAAUUGGUCACUCUCCACAGCCACAGCCACUGCCACCAAAAGUAAUGAUUCCAAAUGCGGUCGUCGGAGAGGAAGGUGUGAUGGAAGCAGAAGCCGGAGACAAAGAUACCAACGACACUGUGGACGGAGUGAGCAAAAAUCAAGCUAACGAAGGACUGGCACCAAUGGCCAUUAGUCCGAAGGAAGGGGUAAUAAAUGAAGUGAUUGAUGCAGCACCAAAAAAUGGUCAAGUUCAAGAAAACGCUUCGGUCGGCAAAGUCAAAAAGCGAAGAAAGUAUUACUGUCCUCACAACCUGAACGAACGGGAUACUGACGAGAACACUCCACUUCACAUAGCGAUUCACGCUCGGAAGUUGGAGCAUGUCAAACUUUUGCUGGAAGCUGGUGCUUCGAUUCACAAAAAGAGUGAUGGGAGUGCUCCAAUACACCUUGCCAUCAGUAUGGGUUCUGUUGGAAAGCAUGCCGACUUUGCCUACCAGUGCGUCGUUUUUCUUACUGAAAAAGGGGCCGAUCUUUCAGUGAAGGAUGAUUCUAUGCACACUCCGCUCUAUCUUGCUUGCAUGUUCUGCUUGCCAGAGAUAGUCAGGUACAUUUUGUCGCAUGAAAAUGGAAAGACAACAUUGAAUGCACGAGCCGAUCGAUCGCAAGGACGACCAUUGCACGCGGCUGCGAAAUCCGAUACUAGUGUUCCACGGGCUGCUGCUCUCAAUCCAGCUGCUGGAGCUGGCGAGAUCGCUCCAUUGCAAGUCACAAAACUUCUUUUGGGAGCUCCUGACAUUGAAGUGGACGCGAUGAAUUCUGUCGGUCAAUCCCCACUGCACAUUGCCUGCUCGCGAGGAAACUGGCCAGUUGUGCGUCUUCUUCUUGAAGCCGGGGCAGAUGCCAACUUGGCUGAUCGACGUGGCUUCACUCCUGGACAACUAGCACACAAACGAGGAAUGCCAAUACUGAAUGACUUGUUGGAAGUUUUGGGCGGUCCACCAUCCUCAGGGGUUGUUGCACCACCUCGAGAUUUGGUUGUUGAUCCUGAUGGAAAGACAAUAGUGUUGACUCAUGAGUUGUGCGGUUUGCAUAAGACCUGUGCCCCUAUAAGACGUGAUCCACACAGCGAGCCUCCUCCAGAAAAUGUCAAGCGCCUUCAUGUGCUAACAGACGAUGAAACGGGUAUCUUGAGGUCAGGAGAAUUCAGCAAAUGCACAUGGGAAAAUGAAACACGCCGGGCUGCUAUGGUGGAUGUCUUGAAGUGCCACGAGUACAAUUAUGUCGAGUCCAUUAGUCAGUUGUGUUCGAGUAUACCAGAUCAUCCAUCCGCAAUAGCUCAUCUCGAUGCAGACACAGCAAUGUCAAGAUGGAGUUUCGAAUCAGCGCUUCGAGCUGCUGGUAGCGUUUGUGAAGCUGUUGACAAAGUCAUGUCAGGAGAAUUCAGAAAUGCAUUUUGUGCUGUUCGACCACCUGGUCAUCAUGCUGGUCCUCGAGGAAUCGUGCGAUGUGAGAAUGAUCCAGAUGGUGGAUCGCAUGGGUUUUGCUUUUUGAACAAUAUAGCAAUCGGAGCAGCUUACGCACGUUCCAUGUACCGCAAUGAGAAUAUUCGCAAGGUGGCGAUCAUUGACUUUGAUGUUCAUCAUGGAAAUGGAACUGAAGAGAUCAUUCGACAACUUGUUCCCACUGUGGAAAAGUCUAUUAUCCGGACUCCAUUUGCAAUCGGGGAACUUGGCGUGAAAAAUUAUAGGCCAUGGCUGGACGAAACAGAUGUCCAUAACGUCUUUUUCGCCUCGGCUCACGGAUAUGGUCCCCGUGGAAUUGAAUUUGCAGACACGCCUCAGGCUGGUUGGUUUUAUCCGGCGUCAGGAAAAACUGUCAUGACCGACAACGUCAAAGAUCCGUCAUCCGUUGAAACGCCAAAUCUUACUGAUUUUCUGUUGAGUCAAACGUGGACAAGAAUGGGCGCAGAAGCUCAAGGCAACUGUUGCAAAAUUAUCAAUUGUGGCCUUGGCUUACCAACUCGUGAUGCUGUGCCUGGAAUGCAACGUCUUGAAGUUCGUGACACAUACAGGAAAAAGAUUCUCCCACAACUUUUGGAGUUUGAUCCCGAUAUCAUUUUCAUCAGCGCCGGUUUCGAUGCGCACAAGCGGGAUAGCAUGAACUUUGGAUACGUCGGCAUGGUCGAAGAUGAUUAUGAAUGGGUUACUGCACAGCUUGUUCGAAUUGCGAACACCUGCUGUAACGGCCGGAUCGUGAGUGUUCUCGAAGGAGGAUACAAGAUUCAUGGUGGCAUUGUAAGCCCUUUUGCAAGAUCGGUUGCAGCUCAUGUGCGAUCAUUAGUUGAUGGGGGGAGCUCGCGUGAGCUGUACGAUGCCCAAGAUGGGGAAUGGGAGAGUCAGUUCGAACGUCAUUUGAUCGACGAAAGGGAGAGGAAGCGUCAACAGAAACUAGAGAAAAUGAAACUACUCGAACUGGAAAGCAGACGAGCGCUGUAUGGGGACGAUGCUGGUAAUGAAGAAGAGGGCGAUGCGCCUCGAAAGAGAAAACGAAACCAAGUUGACUACAGAUCGUUAUAUGAGCAGAUGAAGAAAGAAGGCUUUGCCACCUGA